CGGCCAAUUGAGCAGGUUUGCGCGGGUAAUGUUCCGGAGCGUGUCAGCAGUGCGAGCACCUUGCCGGACAACUGACGCGUGUCAACAGCGGCAGGCCCGGAACGGCCUGGCAACUACACCAAAACUGAGCAACCAGGUCAGACAACUUGCGCACAUGCGCACCUUGAUGAGCACGUUUUACACAGUACCCCGUGUUUCCACACCGUGACCAUUGAGAUCAGACAGAUCCAGAAUUAAGGGACCAGCAUUGAAAACAUUGAAAAUGGUCAACAUCGGCAGCCUGUGGCAGUACCUGGCCGCGCACUCGCCGCUGCAGUCCACCCUGUCCUCCCUGUCCACCACGACCAUGUCGGGCGGCGCCCUCAACCUCACCCAGAUGGGGCUGGCCCCUUACUCGCUGCCGCCGCUGCCCUAUGCCUACGACGCGCUCGAGCCGCACAUCUCGGCCCAGAUCAUGGAGCUGCACCACGGCAAGCACCACCAGGCUUACGUGACCAACCUCAACGCGGCCCUGGCCUCGCACGUCUCCGCCGUGGCCGCUGGCGACGUUGCCGCUCAGAUCGCCCUCCAGCAGGCCAUCAAGUUCAACGGCGGCGGCCACAUCAACCACUCGCUGUUCUGGAAGAACCUGGCCCCGCCCGGCACCGAGGAGACGAACCCGGCCGUGGCCAAGGAGUUGGUCUCGGCCAUCGAGAAGAAGUGGGGCAGCCUGGAAAGUUUCAAGAAGGCAUUCUCGGCCGCGCUGCUGGCGAUCCAGGGCAGCGGUUGGGGGUGGCUGGUCAAGGAAGCGGGCAACGGCGCCGGUCUGCGCAUCGUCACCACCAAGGACCAGGAUCCCGUGGUAGGGGGUGACGUGCCCAUCUUUGGCGUCGACAUGUGGGAGCACGCAUAUUACCUCCAGUAUCUGAAUGGCAAGGCUGCCUAUGUCGAGAAUAUCUGGAACGUCAUUAACUGGAGGACGGCAGAGGACCGUUUUGUGGGGAGGAAUGAGGAGAACGUGAAGACUGAGCUCUGAUUAAGGCGGUGACUCCUGUGGCGGCUCCCUUGAUUUUGGCUUGUGUUUACUGCUGUGGACAUCCGCGCUCAAUGUUCUCCUUUAUUUAACCCUGUUUUUGCCCUUUCCAUCGCACAAAGGACCGAAUCGUUCAGCCUCCCCACCGCGUGUGUGCGCUUGAACCGCCUAUCGGAGACAAGAGACGACGGCCUGGCCAGGUCCUAUCAAGAAGGCUUGACACGCCCGUCCCGCCCACCGCAUCGUUCCCGCUCCUUACUUCAUGGGCUCGUAUAUCUGGCACAGCUAAUCUAAGUCUGUUUGAAA
Messenger RNA from Thermothielavioides terrestris NRRL 8126, 1318 nucleotides. RefSeq lists its product as uncharacterized. The transcript has 2 exons. NCBI's taxonomy places the organism in Eukaryota, Fungi, Ascomycota, Sordariomycetes, Sordariales, Chaetomiaceae. The record is from RefSeq and is a predicted model, not a curated record. Bases 263 to 1015 code for a protein of 250 amino acids. Gene Ontology annotation, biological process: superoxide metabolic process. Gene Ontology annotation, molecular function: superoxide dismutase activity; metal ion binding. Gene Ontology annotation, cellular component: mitochondrion.